Messenger RNA from Cephus cinctus (wheat stem sawfly), 2914 nucleotides. RefSeq lists its product as uncharacterized. Lineage: Eukaryota; Metazoa; Arthropoda; Insecta; Hymenoptera; Cephidae. Bases 743 to 1723 code for a protein of 326 amino acids. The transcript has 3 exons. The record is from RefSeq and is a predicted model, not a curated record.
CGCGAGUGUCGCUACUUUCUCUUUGAUGUAUUUUUUAAUUUUUUUUUUCACUCUCUCGACUCUUCGCUCCCCCUUCGCGACGUCGUUCGAGCGUUUAAACGGACCGUCAUUAAUUUUAGUGAGAGUUUGAAAUUUUGGGAUUCUUAAUUCAACGUUUACCUUUGUCCUGCACCCAUUGACUCGUUGUCACUUUAAUGAUAAUGUAUUUCACUUUUUUUUUUAAUUAAUUUUUACUGAUAACAAUCAGUGAUACGCUUUCGGCAUUGGGUAAAAGAUCGGAUAACUCUUACUGAUUCGUGUGUAUUCGUAGUGGGUACCUUUAUUUACUGUCAACCCAUUCAGAUUCUCUUUGUUUAACACAGUUGAUUGGUACUUUUAUAAUUUUUAAUUGUUAUUAAUUUUAUUAAUAUUGACACUGCUACUGCAUUUCGUACGUCAGAUAACUCUUGCGGAUUCACAUAACUUAAUAAAUUUAUAGAUUUACAGAGUUUUCUAUUAUUCGUAUCUUAUAACGAUCUUUCCGAACACUCGUAUUUGACUCUGUUUAAUUUCUAACCGCUCGGUAAUCCUGACCGGUGGACUAUGGCCACGGUUGAGCGCGCCGAUCUCUGCGCACCAGGAAUCCAAGAAACGUGAACGGAUCACGGACCAUCAGUCGAUCGAUCGGGAUGAUCGGGAUCGGUUCGAUUACCGAAGAGUGGUGUCGUGUUACGUGGUUUCAGCAAAGUUUUAUCGUUGAGCCAUGGAGGAGGAGGAUUUUGGAUUUACCCGCAGGGCUGAUAAGGUUCUCCAAAAGGUCAUGAGUCCAGAAUCACCGGCAGGAGGAAGUUUGGCUGAGAAUCGUGCCCAGGGGGAUGUACCUGACAGACUGAAUACCAAUGGUGGCUUCCUAAACAGCCAGAGCGAAGGCGUGGCGAAGGGUCAGGACUUACCGGAAACCGGAAGUCAACGAGCCGACAACAAUAAAGAGCUACGCUCCAAGGCGCCAGUCUCUGUCGACACUCCGAACAUACCGAAUGUCGUCGAGUAUCACUUAAAAGUGAAGCCGGGAAAGGAUAAGAGUCCAGCUUCCAAUAACACGGAAGGCAAGGACGAAUUGAGGAAGGAUAAAACGUCGGAUCAAGAUGGAAAGAGUCUGCCAACAAAAAUGUCAAAGCUGUCAAUGGAUGUUUUCGAGGGCUCCAGCGAGCUGCCACAGACCUUCCAGGUGAAGUACCUUGGUUCACACGACGCCCGAGGUCUCUGGGGUAUAAAGCACACACGUCGCCCGGUCGAUAAUAUGGUGGCCUCUGCAAGAUCUUUACCGACAGGGAUGAUCCUACCGUUGAUAAAAUUAAUUGUGUCCGAGGACGGUGUCUCCCUUCUUCCGUUGGUAAAGAAGAAACUCGACGGGGGAAUGUCCAGGACAUAUCCAAUAGAGACAAUCUCGUACGGUGUACAGGAUCUUGUCUACACUAGAGUCUUCUCGAUGAUCGUCGUCAGGGAAACUGGUAAUAUACGUGGUAUUUCACCGUUUGAAUGUCAUGCAUUCGUAUGUGAAUCUAAGCACCAUGCAAGACAGUUGACGUACGCAUUGGCCAGUGCUUUUCAAGUAUAUUCGCAAAGCGUCAGAGCUCAGGGAAAAUCUGAAGAGAGUAUGAAUAACGUUAAAAAAAGAUUCGCCAUUGAUCUACGUAGUCCGGACGAGAUUGAGGCGGAUUUGAACCUCGAUUCCGAAGCGUGAAUAAUUUUAUCUUUAUUAAUUAAUUAUUAGUCCGAGAGAACACUCGGAAAAGUGCGCACUUGGGGAUUAGUACUUAAGGAGCGUUCACGGGUUCGAUGGUCGCGCGAAUUAUAGCAGGCAAUAGCAGUUGACGUAAUUUUAAUUGUGAAUUUGAUCCUGAAACUUGUAUUAAUGUUUCCUUUUUUUUCUUUCAAUUGAAAUACUCGAAGUUUUCAAGGACAUAUGUAAUUGCGACCCAUUUUGUAUCUAGAGGAUUGCGGUGGUGCCGAGUAACAAUGGUGGGAAGAGUUACUGUCUUUAUGAGAGUUCUUCUCUCAUUUUCCAUUUUAUAUCCUUGUAGUAUCCAGACGAUAUGUAUAGAGUCGGCACAAAUAGUGUGUUUUAGCGAUAAGUAAUUAGACGGGUGAUCUUUAAAAUUUCUUUCUUAAUGCGACGCAUUUGAAGCAUACCUAUGAAUUGUCGUUGGAUUAAUUAUGUUUUUCUUUCUUUCUGUCUUUUUUUCGGUUUUCUCUUGUUAGUUUGUUUUUUUUUGUCAGCAAAAGUUCGACGACUGUGCUAGCCUGUACGGGGCUACAUACACGAUGGCUAGCUAUCCAAAGAUAUGAAAUAAAAGGGAUGAAACGUGCGCAAGUGAGAAUUUUCCCUCUUGUGUUGUAAAAUGCGUUGUGCGCAUUGUGGUCAAGUACGACUGGGUGUUUAUUACUAAAAGUAUAUAAUGUAAGUUAAUAAGGGCUGCUAUUACUUUUUCCCCCCUUUGUCUCUCCCUCGCUCGCAGAGCUUUCAUGAUUAGAGCUACAAUAUUAUUUCUUUAAUGACUUCCAGGAAAGUACUGCGAGUGAGCGCUCCUCGUACGCGCCUUAGAUUUACAUUUCGUGCGAGCCUGUUAAACCACGAUUAAUUAUUUAUUGAAUUAUGAUUUACGUAACGGUAUAGGGGAUUCCCUUUACUCUUAGUAGCUGUUUAAGUUCGCAACCAAUAUCGACACAUAUCAGUGGCUGUAAAUAUUAUGCGUUUAUGAGGAUUUAAUUGUUUUUACUUUUAUCCAGGUACCGUAUUUGUGUAAUUCACGGUAACUCACGAAAAUUUUAUUAUAAGUUAUUACAUAAUUACGUAAUUUUAAUUGCUUGUGUAGGCAGUUAAGUAUAUUAUUUGUUUCUUAGAACCAAAUAAAUGAAUGUAUUAUAUCAGUUA